GAGUUCAAAGAUAUACAUAUGAUAUAUUGUAUAUUGUUUCGUGCUUUUAUCAACCGCAAGUGUCGUAUACACUACCCCAGUUUGUUUUAUACAAUUUUAUUAUAUUACUGACAUAAAAAUCGCGUGAACGGAAAGCCGUUUUGAAUAAAAUUGACUAAAAACGUAUUAAACACUUUACAGAUAUGACGAUGCAGUAGUAGAUUAUUAACGAUAACACAGAAUUUUCAAUAAUUUUCUAAGAGUAUUACAUAAACAUAAGGAAAAUUGGUAGUGAUAUGGAUUUUUCCAAACGAUAUGUUAAGGUGUCCCCAGAGGAAAAUGCAAACAUACUUUCCCGACUUUUUUUUUGCUGGUUUCUGCCAUUCCUUAAAUACGGAUACAAACAUCAAAUAGAAUUACAGGACAUAUAUAAUACUGUCCCCUCCGACUUGUCAAGUCCACUAACUAACUCACUUCAAAGAAACUGGGAAGAAGAAAUAGAAAUUGUUAGGAAACGUAAUAAUAAGAAACCUAGCUUAAAAAAGGCCGUGUUUAAAACAUUUUGGAAGACGUAUUUAUUUCCUGGUAUUGGAAUAUUUACACAAUGUGUUGUUAUCAGGAUGAUACAACCAUUAAUACUAGCUGAAUUUAUCUCAUUUUUCGAUACAAAAGAUCAAGACUAUUUAGGAUGGAUUUGGGGAUCUACUCUAAUUUUGAUAUCAUUUAUCAAUCUCAUUACAACGCAUAAUUCUUUUUUUUGGGCACAAAGACUUGGUAUGAGAGUACGGAUUGCAAUGAGCUCAUUAAUUUAUAGAAAACUUCUGAAACUUAGUCACAAAUCGCUUGGAGAUACUCCCGCUGGGCAUGUAGUGAAUUUGCUUUCCAACGAUGUCCAAAGAUUUGACUCGGCAGCAGCAAAUUUACAUUAUCUUUGGAUAAUGCCCAUAAAUACUUUAGUAGGACUUGUUAUUCUUUAUCAGUAUGUUGGAGCUGUCGCAGCUUUGACUGGAAUGUUAUUCGUAACUUUGAUAUCUCUUCCUUUGCCAGGUACCAUUUCCAGAUGGCAAGGGAAACUUAGAUAUAAGAUUGCAGUAAGAACUGAUAAAAGAGUGAAACUUAUGAAUGAAAUAACAUCGGGAAUCCAAGUAAUUAAGAUGUACUCCUGGGAAAAACCAUUUGAGAAAGUCGUCAAGCUCUCAAGACAGCUAGAAGUAGACGUUAUAUCUAAAACUGCGUAUUGUUAUGGAAUCCUAUCAGCAAUGAGUGUAUUUACUGAGCGAUUAGUUCUUUAUGUAACACUCAUUACAUUCGUUUCGAUUGGUCAAAGAUUAACGAGCAACGUUGCAUUCUCCUCGGCUCAACUUUUCAACAGCAUCCAAGCUAUCAUGGCAAUAUCAUUUCCGAAUGCUUUAUCAUCCUAUUCUGAAGCCAAAGUUUCUUUGAAAAGGUUAGAAGAAUUUUUAACAUUAGAUGAGAAUACUGAACAAGCGAUAACAAACAAGGAAACAGAUACUCAGCAGUUAGGUGAAAUAAAAUUGAAAUCCGUAACAGCAAAUUGGAAUCCCAAGAACAUUGUUCCCACAUUAAUUAACGUCGAUUUACAUAUCAAACCAGGAACUUUAUGCUGCGUUAUUGGUAAUUUGGGCUCUGGUAAAAGUAGUCUUUUGCAGUUAUUAUUAAAAGAACUAUCACCGUCUAAAGGAGAAAUAAGUGUAUCUGGAAAAACGGCGUAUGCUUCUCAGGAGCCUUGGUUAUUUGUAUCGAAUAUCAGGAAUAACAUUUUAUUUGGAAAGCCGUACGAUAACGAAAGAUAUCGUAAAGUAAUUAACGCUUGUUGUUUAGAAAGAGACUUUGAGCAAUUUCCCCAUAGCGACAAAAAUUUAGUUGGGGAAAAGGGAAUAGGUCUUAGUGGUGGUCAAAGAGCGAGAGUAAAUUUAGCCAGAGCCGUCUACACAGAAGCAGAUAUAUAUUUGUUAGAUGAUCCACUUUCUGCAGUAGAUACGAAAGUAGGAAGGCAUUUAUUUGAAGAAUGUAUAUUGAAAUACUUAGCUGGAAAAACAAGGAUUUUAGUAACACACCAACUACAAUUCAUUAAACAAGCUGAUCUUAUUGUUAUAAUUAGUAAUGGCAAAAUAGAACACGUGGGAAAAUUCUGUGACUUGUCAGAAGAUUAUCUUGAUACUUUACAGCAUAAUUCUAAUAACGACAACAUGACGAAGGAAGAGAAUAUUAUUGAACAUAAAGACAUUAAAUCUGGUUAUCGAACUGACAAAAUUGACCUUCAAUCUUCUAUUUCACUAGCGCAUUCCGCACAACUUGAUGAUCCAGAGGAAUCUGAAGAAUUGAUAAAAAAAGGUGACAUUUCCAAUUCAACGUAUUUCGAGUAUUGGAAAUCUGGCGCUGGAAUAGUUUUUUUAAAUUUUACUUGUCUCAUGUUCAUUUUGGCUCAAGUUAUCACUAAUGCAUCAGAUCUUUGGUUAACACACUGGACCAAUAUUGAAUCAAGAAGAUACAAGUUUCCUACUUCCAAUCAGACACCGAAAAUAUCUGAUGCUGAACACGUAUCUAACUGGACGAGUGACCCUCAUAUGUUUUCUACACCACUCACAAUUAUUUUAGAUACACAAUCAGAAGCUGCAGUACUUACAAAUCAAGUAUUCAAUAAAACUGUUACUGCAUUAUCAGAUUUGGAGAAUUCAACUAGUAAAGUGAAUAUUAUAACAGAUGAUUUCAACAAUGCUGGAGAUCGAGAUUACUAUAUCUGGAUUUACACAAUAUUGAUAGCUGGAUCAGUGAUAUUUCUUACUUUUAGAUCUUUCUUGUAUUACCGUAUAUGUAUGAAUGCUUCUAAAGUUUUGCAUAAUAAAAUGUUUAGUUGCAUCCUGAAAGCACCAAUAAGAUUCUUUGACAUCAACCCAUCAGGAAGAAUACUAAAUAGGUUUACAAAAGAUAUGGGUUGCGUUGACGAACUAUUACCCCGUUGUCAAAUGGAUGCCAUACAGAUUUUGGUAGUAAUGGUUGGUAUACUAAUAAUGGUGUUCAUUGUAUCACCAUGGAUGUUAAUUCCUGUAAUUUUACUUGCACCUAUUUAUUAUAUUUGGCGCACAAUAUAUAUGGCAACAGCUCAGUCUUUGAAAAGACAUGAAGGAGCUGCAAAAGCUCCAGUAUUUUCACACAUAUCAGCGUCUAUGCACGGCAUUACGACUAUCAGAGCUUCUAAAGCCCAAGAAAUGGUUAUAAAAGAAUUUGAUACUCUGCAAGAUCAACAUACUAGUACAUGGCUAUCAUUUUUGGUGAGCAGUGCAACUUUUGGAUUUUAUUUAGACGUUAUCAGUUGGACUUUCUUAGUCAUAGUUACUUUCCAAUUCGUUAUUUUUAAAAGCGAAGAUACAUUAAGUGGUAGUGUGGGUUUAGUGAUAUCCCAAUGCCUAAUAUUAACUGGAAUGGUGCAAUAUGGAGUUUUUAUGACAGCACAAGUAGCAGGAAAUAUGAUAAGUGUUGAGAGAAUACUUCAAUAUACUAAAUUGGAGAAGGAAGGUCCAUUUGAAUCAUUAGCCACCAAAAAACCACCCAGAGAUUGGCCAAGUAACGGGAACAUUAUGUUUAAAAAUGUAUAUCUUCGGUAUUCUCAUGAAUUGCAACCUGUUUUGAAGAAUGUAAAUAUAGAUAUAAGAUCGAGAGAAAAGAUGGGUAUCGUGGGACGUACUGGUGCAGGAAAAUCGACUCUUAUUGCUUCUUUGUUUCGAUUGGCUCCAAUAGAUGGUAUAAUUUCUAUAGACGAUAUAGAUACUUCCGAAAUCGGAUUAGAUGAUUUGAGAUCAAAAAUUUCAAUCAUUCCGCAAGAGCCAAUUUUGUUUUCCGCUUCUGUAAGAUACAAUUUAGAUCCGUUUGAGUCGCACAGCGACGAGAUAUUAUGGGAAGCCUUGGAAAAUGUAGAGCUAAAGACUGUAAUAACUGAUUUGAAUCAAAAUAUUAGUGAGGGAGGCUCGAAUUUCAGUGUAGGCCAAAGACAAUUGAUUUGUUUAGCUAGAGCAAUAGUUCGAAAUAACAAAAUUCUUGUGAUGGAUGAAGCUACAGCUAACGUUGAUCCAGGAACUGACAUCCUUAUUCAGAAAACUAUACGUGAGAAAUUUAAAAAUUGUACUGUGAUAACUAUUGCUCACCGACUAAAUACUGUCAUGGAUUCCGAUAAAGUUUUGGUAAUGGAUGCAGGUGAAGCCGUGGAAUUUGAUCAUCCUCACAUACUUCUACAAAAUCAAGAUGGAUAUUUUAAUAAAAUGGUUAGAGAAAUGGGUCCAGAAAUGGAGACGAUGCUAAGAAGUAUAGCUAAAACUAACUACAAAAAUUAGUAUUAUUUUUUUAAACUUUAUCACAUUAUCAAUGUUUGAUUUUGAAUAAUAUAAUUUUAUAGAAUAA
This is a messenger RNA of Diorhabda sublineata, 4395 nucleotides long. Its product is annotated as ATP-binding cassette subfamily C member 4-like. Gene Ontology annotation, cellular component: membrane. Gene Ontology annotation, molecular function: ATP binding; ABC-type transporter activity; ATP hydrolysis activity. NCBI's taxonomy places the organism in Eukaryota, Metazoa, Arthropoda, Insecta, Coleoptera, Chrysomelidae. Gene Ontology annotation, biological process: transmembrane transport. The transcript has 19 exons. The coding region runs from base 276 to 4328 and encodes 1350 amino acids. The record is from RefSeq and is a predicted model, not a curated record.